Theileria equi strain WA is the source of this 1003-nucleotide messenger RNA. RefSeq lists its product as hypothetical. The transcript has 4 exons. Gene Ontology annotation, cellular component: nuclear exosome (RNase complex); cytoplasmic exosome (RNase complex). NCBI's taxonomy places the organism in Eukaryota, Apicomplexa, Aconoidasida, Piroplasmida, Theileriidae. Gene Ontology annotation, molecular function: RNA binding. The record is from RefSeq and is a predicted model, not a curated record. The coding region runs from base 105 to 920 and encodes 271 amino acids. Gene Ontology annotation, biological process: exonucleolytic trimming to generate mature 3'-end of 5.8S rRNA from tricistronic rRNA transcript (SSU-rRNA, 5.8S rRNA, LSU-rRNA); poly(A)-dependent snoRNA 3'-end processing; TRAMP-dependent tRNA surveillance pathway.
AAGAGAGAUUAUUUCAUCUAUAACUAUAAUAUUGUUAUGUAUAAUCAUAUCUAUGUCAGAUAUAAAUAUAUGCGUUUGUCUUCUCCAUUAUAUGAGGCAAUCUAAUGGAUAGGCAAGUGCAAACUACGGUACCUUUGUCUGACGUUGUCCUUCCUGGUGAAGUAGUCAAUCCUGAUGCAUCUUCUUGGUUACAAGGACAUGGAAUUUACACGGAAAACAAUGUACUUAAAGCCAGUUACCUGGGGAAAAUAAGAAGAGUCAACCAGCUGAUAUAUGUUGAACCUCUCAAUGGAAGAUACAUGGCUCAGGUUGGUGAUAUAAUAGUUGGUACCGUGGAUGAAAUCUCCGGAAACAAAUGGCUCCUCGAGGUAGGAUCCCCGGAGAGAGCGCAGCUAUCCAUAUUUCAAGUAAAUUCGGAGGAUCUAGCAAACCGAAGAAAGGUGGAUGAAGACGUAUACGAAAUGAGCAAUUCAUUCGCUGUAAACGAUGUUCUAGCUUGCGAAGUGCAGAGGAUAUCGCCGACUGGAACGAUCAUGCUACAAACCAGGACCAGCAGACACGGCCGUCUAGGCAACGGUACACUAGUAAUCGUAAGGCCUAAUCUGAUAACUAGAGAAAGCAAACAUAUCUACGACUUAGACUGCGGAAUAAGAAUCAUACUCGGAUGUAACGGUUACAUUUGGCUCACAAGCUGCAACGAUGGAUCAAUCGACACCCCUUGUAGGGAAAAUAUCCGCACUCUUAGAAGUAUAAUACUAGGUCUCUCCUCCAGGCAUAUCAAAAUAAGCAUCGGCAUACUGAUACAACUCCUUUCGUUAUCUGAAGGAAGAUCAACCAGAGGCAUUAGACUCAGUCAGAGGACAACAGAAGAACUCUUAGAAGAGUUUAUUAAGAGCAGGAACAUGCAAAAUCUACUGUAGCUGAUGCAUGAAACCACCGUUAUACACAGUGGUGAUUAAAUCAGCGUUUCUGUAACCUCCCUUGAUUAUGGUAACCCUAAAAG